ACUGCAAACCUGGGUUAGGAAGAAUAUUCUUACAAUGAGAAGAUGGCCAUUUUGCAUGGUGGGUGGUUAAUGAGGAAUCUGAUCAAUGUGUAAGAAUAAAUUGGCCCCUUAAAGAACAUUUCAUAACGUCCCCCCUUCACAUAAUAUUAUAUUUCACUAUUAGAUUGGAUUAUUAAGCUCACUUAGAGAAGUAUAUUGUAAAGUUUGAUAAGCAUGGAGGAAGUUGUAGGAAUGGAGGAAGUAGUAAGCAUGGAAGAACUUGUUAUGAAUGAAAUGGUGAAAGAGAUUAGUCUAAAAGAUAUCUCCAAGAAACUUGAAGAAUUUGCCCUAGAAAGAGACUGGGAGAAGUAUCAUAGUCCUAGAAAUUUGCUGCUUGCUAUGGUAGGGGAAGUUGGGGAGCUAUCGGAGAUAUUCCAAUGGAGAGGAGAGGUGGCGAGAGGUUUACCGAACUGGGAGGAAUCGGAUAAGGAGCAUCUAGGCGAAGAGUUAUCUGAUGUACUUCUAUACCUUAUCAGGUUGGCUGAUAUUUGUGGUAUUGAUCUUGCUGAUGCUGCUCUCAAAAAAAUGGUGAAAAAUGCUGUGAAGUACCCUGCCAAGAUGAACUGAUCAAGACCCAUAAAAGUUUGCUAAUGAUUUUGUUUAGGCUAUGCAAAAGAACCUUGUUUGGUAGAUUUGUUGGUGUUCUUUAUGCUUAUGAUGGUUGUGUUAAGUACCAUAAAUUGAUUUUGAUCUCCAUUUAUGGUUUUUCACACGAACGGUAAUAUUAAAGUUUUUGGUUUGGUUCGGCCUUAAAAUUUUAUAACUUGACCAUAUUGGAAAUCGUAAUUAAAAAAAAUAGGACCAACGUGGUUAAAGACUAGGACCAACGUAGUUAGACCAUAUACUCAAGUUGUGAUUUGGUCCUGUUUACCUUUUUGGCUUUCGGGUUUGAUUAAAUUUUGUUAAGCUAUAAUUGCUUCACUUUUAAACAUUCUUUGUAACUAGCUACUCUAAUAUUUAUUAUAUCUAUAGAGUUUGUCUUCAUGAA
Amaranthus tricolor (Joseph's coat) is the source of this 1027-nucleotide messenger RNA. RefSeq lists its product as uncharacterized. The coding region runs from base 214 to 606 and encodes 130 amino acids. Gene Ontology annotation, biological process: nucleoside triphosphate catabolic process. The transcript is spliced from 3 exons. Gene Ontology annotation, molecular function: nucleoside triphosphate diphosphatase activity. NCBI's taxonomy places the organism in Eukaryota, Viridiplantae, Streptophyta, Magnoliopsida, Caryophyllales, Amaranthaceae. The record is from RefSeq and is a predicted model, not a curated record.